Molecule: messenger RNA, 1780 nt
Organism: Saitoella complicata NRRL Y-17804
Lineage: Eukaryota; Fungi; Ascomycota; Saitoellomycetes; Saitoellales; Saitoellaceae
Exons: 3
Coding region: 1-1707 (568 amino acids)
Biological process (GO): retrograde transport, endosome to Golgi
Cellular component (GO): Golgi apparatus; membrane
Source: RefSeq, a predicted model, not a curated record
AUGCGAUAUUUGACUGGCUUGUUAUCGUUAUUGGCGCUCUUGUUGAGUCUGGUUGCUGCGAAUGAGGUUUCAUUGAACGAGGUGGAGUGGAAUCAGCAGCGAUGCUCAGGGAUGUACAGUCGACUAGCUACUGGAGGAAAGAUCAAGCCAUUCAUUGAAGUUUCUCUUCCUCAGCCAAUCCGGUCUGAGGAGAAUCAAGUCGUUGCGUUAAUUAUCUUCGAAUGGACGGACGUAAACAGGAUCGGCCGAGUCGUUAAGAACGCCGCCGAGUCUGAGUAUGGAUGGACAGAAUACGCUUACGUCUGUGACAACUCCGCCAUCUCUCUCGAUCUGUGCGAGAAGUCCCAGUAUGGACAAUUCUUGCUUGAUCCGGCUGUGGGAAACAAUACGCGCAGUAUUUAUACGACUUCGAUUCAUUUGAAUGACACGACGCCGAUCAAGUACCCGGUUAGUAAAACUGGAUUUUACUGUGUUGGAACGGCGCCGUUGGUGUCCGGGGAGCAGUAUGAUAUCGUUGUCGAGUGGCGUAAUGCUUAUGGUGAACUAGCCGCUGCUGAUUACCCCAAGCUUCCUUUCUAUGGUGGUCUUGCCCUUCUAUACGCCAUUCUCGGGUUUGGCUGGGGUUUUCUGUACUGGCAACACCGCGACGAUAGUUUGCCGGUCCAGAACUACAUCACCGCGAUCAUCAUAUACCUCUUCGUGGAGCAGGUCCUUGUGUGGGGAUAUUAUGACUACGUGAACGUUCAUGGGAUGAAUAUUGGUGCGCGUAUCUUCCAGAUCGUGCUUUCGGUCUUGAACGCCGGACGUGUGUCCUUGUCGUUCUUCAUCCUCUUGAUCGUCGCUCUCGGUUUCGGUGUUGUGAAACAAUCUCUCGGACCCACAAUGUGGAAAUGCAGACUCUUGGCAAUCGUGCACUUCGUCUUCGGCGUUGCAUUCGCCAUCGCGUCUUACAACGUCACCGAAGACACCGCAGGCUGGAUCUUCCUCGCCAUCGUUCUCCCCUUGGCCGCAACCAUGACAGCCUUCUACCUUUGGAUCCUAACUGGCCUCACAAACACCCGCAAAGACCUCGAACGCCGUAAACAAUCCGCGAAAGCCCUCAUGUACCGCCGUCUCUGGCGCUUGUUAGUCUGGUCCAUCUCCAUCCUCAUGUUCAUGUUCUUCCUCAACUCUGUCGUCAUCACCAUGCGCGACGAACCCGAUUUCCUACCUUCGCAUUGGAAGAGUCAGUGGUUUGUGCUUGAUGGGUGGAUGAGUGUGCUGUAUCUUGCGGUGUUGGGGACGAUUUGUUAUUUGUGGAGGCCGACGGCGAAUAAUAGGAGGUUUGCAAUGAGCGAGGAGAUUUCGCAGGAGGAGGAUGAUGUGUUUGAGCUUGGGGAUCGAGAGGGGGAUGAUGACCUUGAAGAAGGCUCUGCCAACGGGGAAUCACAGGCAACGACUCUGCCCGACAAGUCCAUCCCGAGAACGGAUACCUCUACACCUAUGGCACUACAGGCUCAUCGAGCCGAGUCAGCACGCCCUGAUGCUAGCGCUCCUUCUUCUUCCACAAGGAGAAUAGAGAACGACGAGGGAGAAAUUGGGGAGACACUCUUUGCUGUCGGUGACGAUGAUGAUUUCGAUCGGUGGACGGAGGAUGAGGGGGAUGAUGAGGAUAUCGGGACGCAGAGAUUGGUGAAAAAGGAUAAGGAUGCGAGUAAGAAGGAUUAAGUGUGCGGACCUUUUCUUUGAUAUCUUGUCAUCCAAUUGACGUUUUUGAAAGACAUGUUGUGUUAAUCUUCCC